AUGGGGGGUCUGAAGUCCUGGGCCCGAUACGGGUUCCUGCUUGUGGGCCACCUGCUGGCCCUGGGGCUUGGGGCGGCCGUAUUCCAAGCCCUAGAGGGGCCUCCAGCCCGCCAGCUCCAGGCCCAGCUGAGAGCUGAGCUGGCCACCUUCCAGGCAGAGUUCGGGGCCUGCCUGCCACCCAACACCCUGGAGGGGCUGCUGGAUGCCGUCCUGGCAGCCCAGACCCACGGGGUCUCCAGCCUGGGCAACAGCUCAGAGGCCAAGAACUGGGACCUGCCUUCAGCCCUGCUCUUCACUGCUGGUGUCCUCACCACCACGGGUUAUGGCAAUACCGCCCCACUCUCAUGGGGUGGCAAAGUCUUCUGUCUGGUCUAUGCGGCUCUGGGACUACCGGCCUCGCUAGCAGUGGUGGCCGUGCUGCGCCAUCACCUGCUCCCUGUGCUCAGCCGCCCGGGGGCCUGGGCAGCAGCACGUUGGCAGCUGGCGCCAGCCCGGGCUGCGCUACUGCAGGCCACUGGGCUGGGCCUGCUGGUGGGCGGCAUCUUCAUGCUGCUGCCAGCGGUGUUGCUGUGGCAGCUACAGGGCGGCGGCAGCCUGCUGGGGGCAAUCUACUUCUGCUUCGACUCGCUCAGCACCGUCGGGUUUGAGGAACUGCUGCCUGGUCGCGGUCGCAACCUGAAUCCCGUGAUAUACCACCUUGGCCAGCUGGCUCUGCUAGGGUACAUGCUCCUGGGGCUCCUGGCCAUGCUGCUGACGGUGGAGACCUUCGUGGAGCUGCCGCAGGUUCGUGCCCUGGUGGGCUUCUUCGUGCCCAGCAGCCCUCCAAUCGCCGAGGACCAAGGUGGCAUCGUCGGGCAGGAUGAACUAGCUCUGCGCACAGUGUCUUCGUCGUCGUCGAUGUCGUGCACCGCGCCGCCCGCAGCCCCCGCCCGAGAGCAAGCUCCAGCUUGCUGAAAGUUGUCAGCAGCUCGUUUGGCUUCUUCAAGGUGCAGGCGCGGGGGCGGCUGUGCAAUGUUCAGCUAGUGGGGGAAGCUUCUGGAAACAGAGGCAGGGUCAGCUGUGCAGGCCUCGGGGAAUAGUAUAGCAGUAGAGUAAUAAAAGGGGCCACAAUUCCAAUUGUU
This is a messenger RNA of Echinops telfairi (small Madagascar hedgehog), 1121 nucleotides long. RefSeq names its product potassium two pore domain channel subfamily K member 7 (gene KCNK7). The transcript is spliced from 3 exons. The coding region runs from base 1 to 954 and encodes 317 amino acids. Gene Ontology annotation, biological process: potassium ion transmembrane transport; stabilization of membrane potential. Gene Ontology annotation, molecular function: potassium ion leak channel activity. NCBI's taxonomy places the organism in Eukaryota, Metazoa, Chordata, Mammalia, Afrosoricida, Tenrecidae. The record is from RefSeq and is a predicted model, not a curated record. Gene Ontology annotation, cellular component: membrane.